CUCUGACGAUGCUUCCUUCUGGAGGCUCUUGAAAACCAGCCACGCUGAGGGCAGGCUCAGAGAGCAGCCAAGCAGCACUGCAGGCAGGAGCARGCAGCCGAGUUUGCAGGUCCCGUCAAGUCUCUGCCCAGGACUCUGCAGUCAGUGACAGCAAUGGCAUUCGUCCCCGAUUUGGACACACUGGAGAGCAGCAGCCUGAACGAGGAGACAUUGUACGGCCCUGAGUGUCUCUGCCUGCAGAAGGUAACGCUGGUGUACUGGGAGCGGUGGGGUCUAUAUGGGAUGGAAGCCAGGCUCUCAUCCUGCAUCCCCUUUCCUCCCCAACAGCCUCAGCUGGACUUGGAGCUGACAUCGCCUGGGGUGGACAUCCAGGUGACAGUGACAAAGGGACACCCUUCCAGGACCUUUCGCCAGGCUGCUGUCCUGGUGGCUGCUGUGACCAAGCUCCUAAGGCUGCCAUCGCACAAGGACUUUGCUGACAGUGACCUUGGCAGCUUCUUGGAUGAUAUUUUCGAGCCCGUCUCCUUCCAGUGCAUCAGGGCCAGUUAUACCGGGGCACCCAUUUUCCGCUACACUCGCUCCCAGUCCUUCGACAUCCUGGACAUUGACCACAAGUGCUUUGUACUGGAGUCACCCACCCAGCUGGUGGCCUUGCACCUGCAGGGACCCUCUGCUGGACGGAAAGUGAAGCUCAACAUCGCUCUGUACCGUCCCCGGMCAUCACAGGGCGGCCCAGGAUCUGGAAGGAUGCCAGUGGCGUUGGGCAUCAAGGGCUACCAGCUCUACAUGUCAUGUGUGAUGAGUGGCACCAAACCUGAGCUGCAGCUGGAGGAAGCUGACAUCAGGAGGGAUAUUGAGAGCGCGGAGCUGACGCGCUUCAUCUUCUACCGCCUGGACAGCCCAGCGGAGGGCACCACCCGCUUCGAGUCGGCCGCCUUCCCCGGCUGGUUCGUCUGCACAUCCCUGCAGCCCCGCCAGCCCGUGGGCAUCACCAACACCCCCGACCAGGUGAACAUUGCUACCUACGAGCUGAGGAGCUGAGCAGGUGCUGAGGAGCCUGCAUCAACCCAACCGGCAGUCACCGGUUUUCAGGCUGUAUGUACCGAGUACAACCCCCCUGGGACACAACUCCCAUCUAUUUCAUGUGAAAUAGCAGCUCUGGGCCCUAUGGGCUCGAGCCACCCCAAUUCGUACUUAUUUAUUUUUAUAUAUAUUUAUUUAUCUAUUUAUUUAUUUAUUUAUGGUGUAAAGCCCUGUGCUUUUGUACUUAUUUAUUGUGCUCCCUUAUUUGUUAUUGCUUGUACCCUGUAUGUGGAUGGACAUGGAAAUAAAAGGUUUUC
Messenger RNA from Malurus melanocephalus (red-backed fairy wren), 1340 nucleotides. Its product is annotated as interleukin-1 beta-like. NCBI's taxonomy places the organism in Eukaryota, Metazoa, Chordata, Aves, Passeriformes, Maluridae. Bases 154 to 1041 code for a protein of 295 amino acids. Gene Ontology annotation, biological process: positive regulation of gene expression; cytokine-mediated signaling pathway; inflammatory response to antigenic stimulus. The transcript is spliced from 5 exons. The record is from RefSeq and is a predicted model, not a curated record. Gene Ontology annotation, molecular function: interleukin-1 receptor binding; cytokine activity.